CUCUUCCCGCAGGGCUGCGAGUGUGAAUGCGCAGGCGCAGGUCAUCUGCCUAGGCAAAAUGGCGAUGAGGCUGAUGUGCGAGCGCCGGGAACUUAUACUACUGCUACGGUAUCAGCGUCAGUGCCACAGCAUCGCGGGGAUCUCGCCCUGGCCCCGGAGACCGCUGACCGCUAGGCUCCUGUUCCCAGCCGGCCAGAGCUGCAGGCGCCCGCAUUAUGUCCUCCUCGGGGUCGUCGGCCCCCGCUGCCUCAGUACCUCUGCCAUCUCUUUUGCAGAAGCCCAGGUCCAGGCUUCUCCUCCAGUCGUUCCUGUAACUCUCUCACCCACAGCAGUGACUGAGGUGGCUCCUGGAGAGACUGCAGAUGUAGUCCAAGCUGCUGUAGAACAGAGCUUCACUGAACUGGGGCUAGGGUCAUACACCCCAGUGGGACUGAUCCAGAACUUGCUGGAAUUUACGCACGUUAACCUGGGCCUGCCAUGGUGGGGGGCCAUUGCUGCAUGUACAGUCCUUGCCCGCUGCCUGGUUUUUCCUCUCAUCAUAAAGGGCCAGAGAGCAGCAGCCAAGAUCCACAACCACUUGCCAGAGAUCCAGAAGUUUUCCACUCGAAUCAGCGAAGCUAAGUUGGCAGGAGACCAGGCUGAGUUUUACAGGGCCUCCUCGGAGAUGACACUUUACCAGAAAAAGCAUGAUGUGAAACUCUUCAGACCUCUCAUUCUACCUCUGACUCAGGCCCCAGUCUUCAUCUCCUUCUUCAUUGCCUUGAGAGAAAUGGCCAACCUUCCAGUGCCCAGCCUCCAGACAGGUGGCCUUUGGUGGUUCCAGGAUCUUACAGUAUCCGACCCCACCUACGUAUUACCACUGGUAGUCACUGCCACCAUGUGGGCUGUCCUUGAGCUAGGUGCUGAUACAGGUGUGCAAAGCUCUGACCUUCGGUGGAUGAGAAAUGUCAUUAGAGUGAUGCCGCUGGCAGUCUUGCCCAUAACCAUCCAUUUCCCCUCGGCAGUGUUCAUGUAUUGGCUCUCCUCCAAUUUGUUUUCCCUGGGCCAGGUGGCCUGCCUCCGGAUUCCAGCAGUACGCACUGUCCUUAAAAUCCCCCAGCGUGUGGUGCAUGACCCUGAGAAAUUGGUUCCACGGGAAGGCUUCAUAAAGAGCUUCAAACAAGGCUGGAAGAAUGCCGAGAUAGCACAUCAAAUGCGAGAGCGUGAACAACGCAUGCAGAAUCACUUGCAGCUAGCAGCCAGGGGCCCGUUACGACAGACCUUUGCCCACAACCCUCUGCUACAGCCUGGAAAGAAUCACCCUCCCACCACGUCAGACAGCAGCAGCAGCAAACCAAAGUCAAAGCAGCCCUGGCGGGACACACUUGGCUAACUUAUGUUCCCUGCUUAUACUGGCAGGAACUCUGUCUCCUGAAAGACUCAGCCUCAGAGCAAGGCUUGAUGCUGUGCCCUUACCCCAAUCCUAGGAACUGUGGGACACAGAGGUGUUCAUUUUAAAAGCGGAUUCCACUACAGUUUCUCAUACCUGUGUGUAGAAGAGAACACUGGGAAGCGGGUGAUCUCCCCAUCCACAGAAUUAGUAAAUUCCUGUACUAUAUGCUGCUUCUGAUACUUAUUAAACAGGGAAAUGGGUUGUAUACUUCAGAAAAA
This is a messenger RNA of Loxodonta africana (African savanna elephant), 1650 nucleotides long. RefSeq names its product OXA1L mitochondrial inner membrane protein (gene OXA1L). Lineage: Eukaryota; Metazoa; Chordata; Mammalia; Proboscidea; Elephantidae. Gene Ontology annotation, biological process: protein insertion into mitochondrial inner membrane from matrix. The transcript has 10 exons. Bases 59 to 1372 code for a protein of 437 amino acids. The record is from RefSeq and is a predicted model, not a curated record. Gene Ontology annotation, molecular function: membrane insertase activity. Gene Ontology annotation, cellular component: mitochondrial inner membrane.